AUGACUAGUACUAUCAACUUUUCGGACGUUUACUCUUACGACCAAAGACACUCCGACAGUCUUCCUCAAAUGAUGUUGUGGGGCAAUCCUCAGUCCUUCUACCCGCAAUACUCGCUACCCAAUCCCGACUCCAUGCUCGAUCAAUACUCCUGCGCUUCCAACUUGUAUUCACAGUCAACCUUCCAGAAUCUUCCGAUCAACCAGUAUUCUUAUCAGUCUCCGUACCACUAUACGUGGCAGUCGCUCUUCCACUAUGGCCAAGGAGGUGUCCAAGGUGGGCCAUGGCCUCCGGCUUAUGGUGUAGACCUUGACACAGGGCUUACCACCGACCUCACGUCUUACCAGAUGCCGGGAAUGUACGGUCAAGUAGUGAACCAAGCUCCACCUAUGAGUGACUCGACAGACUCGUCUGGCAGCCCUCAGCAACCUCUAUUGGUCGAGGCAGGAAGCACAAGGACCGCAUCACCGACGGGCACAGGGACCGCCGAUGACCCGAUCACCUACAUGUGCGACGCCCUGUGCCAAACGCAGGAACGAGGCAGGCAGAACGCACUCGUGUCGAGCCUCAAGAACAAGCCGAGCUCGAUGAAAGUCAGUCUUCGAUUUGUGAUUGAGAGCCCUGUGGGCCAGGAGGCAGAUCGGGAGACGAGUCGAGAGGUCCAGCCCGACGGACCUGCCCAGCAGCCGUGGGAACAAGCCACACAAGGCCGUCCUUCCAACCACUAUACGAGUCCGACUACCUCAUCAAUCCUUCUCUCGCCUAUAUUUGCUGCUUUCACUGCCCUCAGUGACCCCUAUCCCAAUACUUGGAUUCUCGGUCGCUUCUUCGACCCAGCAUCUGCAAUGCAUUCAAUCAAGCAUGAGGCCCGAGACGUCGCUUGGGGACGAGCCGACCGUAAACUCAACUCCAAACCUUCGACCAGACGCUCUCAGCAUCAUGUUGGCCAAUCAGAACUCGAGCAGAACAAACUGCAGCGCCGCCAUACUGCAGACCAAUCCCUGUCAGAUAGCAGUAUCAGGCGCAAAGAUGCGUGCAAUUUGGAUUGUGCCGACUUUGCCUGUCCCCACCAAGCUAACAAAGAGCCGCCAGGGUCCAGCACCUCCUUCGAUACGCCCUCAUCCAAUAGAACCCUUGUCAACGUCCUUCUCGUCUGUGUUCCUGUCGGUUUCGCUCUUCGGUACACCCACGCCAACGGCUAUGCCGUCUUUAUCGUCAACUUCCUUACCAUCAUCCCUCUUGCCGUCAUGCUGUCUUUUGCAACCGAAGAGCUUGCUUUGUACACUGGUGAGACCUUAGGAGGUCUUCUCAAUGCGAGUUUUGGUAAUGCCACCGCAUUGAUCGUCAGUAUAAUCGCUCUGGCACAGCAUAAGAUCUUCAACUUCCAAACUUCUUUGAUCGGUACCAUGCUGUCCAAUUUACUCCUAGUCCCGGGCAUGUGUUCAUUCUUUGCCUCUAGCAUGCUUGCUGUCUCGAUCGGCUCAUUAAUCAUACCUGCCGCUGUCCAGAGUUUCGGCAACAAUCCUGCUGGUGGAGCUCGCAUCAGUGCCGGUCCAGCUGCUCCACUUGGGGGCCAAGUCAAUCAGUUCAACUUCGUUUAUGAAGAGGACGAGAAGGGAGAGUCGAGUGUGCCGUCUGUCAUUAGUGCUCUUACCAUCUUGACUAUUGCGAUAGUCUUCGUCGCCGUCACCUCUGAGUUCGUGGUCGGUAGUAUUGAUUACAUCGUUGAACACGGUCGCAUCUCCGUAGGGUUCGUUGGUCUUAUGCGGGUGCCCAUCGUGGGAUGCGCUACUGGUAAGUUGGAUCACGCGCUUAUGAGAGGCUACGAAGAAGCUAAUCUGAUAUACGGAACAUGCAAUGGCGGUCACUAUCGCGAUCAAGGACAAGAUGGCUCUUGCAAUUGGCGUCGCCAUUGGCUCAAUUCAUCUGCUGGAAUCCCGAUGUACCAUUACCAUCUAGGUGCCCCUGCUUGA
Messenger RNA from Aureobasidium melanogenum CBS 110374, 1971 nucleotides. RefSeq lists its product as uncharacterized. The coding region runs from base 1 to 1971 and encodes 656 amino acids. Gene Ontology annotation, molecular function: calcium:proton antiporter activity. The transcript is spliced from 7 exons. The record is from RefSeq and is a predicted model, not a curated record. Gene Ontology annotation, cellular component: fungal-type vacuole membrane. NCBI's taxonomy places the organism in Eukaryota, Fungi, Ascomycota, Dothideomycetes, Dothideales, Saccotheciaceae. Gene Ontology annotation, biological process: intracellular calcium ion homeostasis; calcium ion transmembrane transport.